AUUUAAACCCAGUAGGCGCCAUAUUGGAUAGCCACAUAACCAAAGGAGAAGGACUACAGAACUGUGAGCUGCUGUUUUCGUGGAAAGAAUAUCGACGUUAUCGCUGAAGUGGAAGUAUUUUGACCACAGUUUGCAGAACCUGCUCUACUCUGCAGCUGCCAUCAUCUGAAGUCUUCCGUCAGGAGUCCAGUGCAAUUUUGGAGGUUCUGUGUGUUCCAGUCAGCCAGCCAAGAUGAUUAAGAAUCCGAUGGCACUACUGGAGAAGGAGAACAAGGACGCUCCAAAUGUUCGGAUCCUGGUGAAAUCGAAGUCCGAGGCGUCGCAGGGAGCACAGCGUGUGCUGAAGGCCCAGCCGUCCAACAGCAGCACAGGACAGAAACCUGCAGCAACGCAGCAGCCUGCAGGCUUGGCGGGCACCGCCGGGGACAGGAAAAUGAAAAGCUGGAAGUUGGAAGACUUUGACAUCGGCCGGCCGCUAGGGAAGGGGAAAUUUGGGAAUGUUUAUUUGGCAAGAGAGAAAAACUCCAAGUUUAUCGUAGCGUUGAAGGUGCUGUUUAAGUCUCAGCUGAUGAAGGCUGGUGUGGAGCAUCAGCUGCGGCGCGAGAUCGAGAUCCAGUCCCACCUCAGACAUCCCCACAUCCUGCGUCUGUACGGUUAUUUCUACGACGACACGCGGGUUUACCUGAUCCUGGAGUACGCGCCGCGGGGGGAACUCUACAAGGAGCUGCAGAAGCAAGUCCGCUUCGACGAGAGAAGAUCUGCAACGUACAUUGCCCAGCUGGCAGAUGCGCUGAAGUACUGCCACUCGAAGAAGGUGAUCCACAGAGACAUCAAGCCGGAGAACCUGCUGCUGGGGCUGAAGGGAGACCUGAAGAUCGCAGACUUCGGCUGGUCUGUCCACGCACCUUCCUCCAGACGUGCGACGCUGUGUGGAACCCUUGACUACCUCCCGCCUGAGAUGAUAGAAGGGAAGAUGCACGAUGAGAAAGUGGACCUGUGGAGUCUCGGCGUUCUGUGCUACGAGUUUCUGGUGGGCAAACCGCCAUUCGAGGCAGAAGGACACAGCGAAACCUACAGAAGGAUUUCAAAGGUUGACCUGAGAUUCCCUCCGCACGUGACCUCCGGAGCCCGGGACUUGAUAUCAAAGCUCCUGCGACACAACCCGAUGCUACGACUGCCGCUGGACAGCGUUCUAACCCACCCUUGGAUAAAGGACCACGCCGCCACCCAGGCCGAAUCCACGCCAGCACACCCGACACACGCCCCCAAAACCAAGUCAUGAUCCACCCAAGUACACCCGACACACGCCCAACACACCACCCAAACACACCCGACACACGCCUCACACACCACCCAAACACACCCGACACACGCCCCCAAAACCAAGUCAUGAUCCACCCAAGUACACCCGAUACACGCCCAACACACCACCCAAACACACCCCACACACGCUUCACGCACCAAGUCAUAAUAGUAUAGCUGCUCAUACAAAUACUCUCAGCGGUAGUUUCUACCUUAACCACAUUGGUUUAGGCAGGAACUUAGGUUGGUGCAGAGGCAGGAAUUCCUGAUAUGGAAACUGUAAAAAAAGAAAUCAUGGGUUCACCGGGGGACUUUCCUCACCACAUUGUAAAUUGAUGGAGAAUCCAAAGUUUAACAUUUGUGACUAGAGUACACUUGUGGAUAUUGUAGGGGAGCAUUCGGUUUACUGCUGCACUAGUGGAUAAUUAGCACUCUUAGUCUCAUGUACAAAUUAGGGAGUAGAAAGGGUAACAUAUCUGUAGGAAAAUCUAGCGAGGGAUUACCAUUUGUAACCAAACUUUGUACAGUUCAACAGAGACGUUUGAUCAGGAUUUGAUACUGCUGUACUAGAUUUAUAUUCAUCAGAUCAUUUUUGUCCCUCAGACAAUUGUAUUAUCGGUAUAAGCUAUGGGAGUCUUUGCACAAUAUUUCUUCUACAAAUAGCAAUAACAUGAUCUAGGAUAGUUCCAAUCACUAAGAACCAUCUAAAUGAGACUCUUGCUCUACUGUCAGCUUUCUUCUCACUAAGGACCUCAGGUCCUUUGGUUGAGUCUUCAGUCUGUGGCCUCCCUUCUUCAAGUAGUCCCAGAAAUAAUCUUACCUAGAGUUUGUAUGUGAUGGAAGAAAAUAUUAGCUUUUACAAUUUCAUUAAUUUCUGUGUUUUAUCAUUUUGCUUACAUUCCUAUCAUAGGUUUUUUACCAUUAUGUAUGUAUCAAUGAGAAUAAAGAUAUUGUCCUUUUA
Messenger RNA from Branchiostoma belcheri (Belcher's lancelet), 2263 nucleotides. RefSeq names its product aurora kinase C-like. The transcript is spliced from 11 exons. Gene Ontology annotation, biological process: regulation of cytokinesis; protein phosphorylation; mitotic spindle organization. Gene Ontology annotation, molecular function: ATP binding; protein kinase activity. The record is from RefSeq and is a predicted model, not a curated record. Lineage: Eukaryota; Metazoa; Chordata; Leptocardii; Amphioxiformes; Branchiostomatidae. Bases 233 to 1282 code for a protein of 349 amino acids. Gene Ontology annotation, cellular component: spindle midzone; spindle pole centrosome; chromosome passenger complex.